GGUACUCCUUUACAGGACCUACAGCUGCGUGUAUCAGAGCGAGCCUGAGAGCGAGCAUUUUUUGCUAGCUACCGAGCGACCCCAUCUGAUAUACACGGAUAUUUUCACUCGAUUUUCUAAAGCCUUUCCACCUUCCAACGACUUGUGCACCUUUAUCCCUUCACCUGGACCUUUGGGACACACAUCUGACAGGAGACCGUCCCAUCUUUCUUCCACAGAGCAGCAGGACUUGGUGCGAAGCACGAUGCCUCGUGGUAAGUCCUAUCGCCGCUCUCUGGCAGCCAAGAAGCGAAUGGCAGAGCAGCGAAGCGCUGGCGUUGAACGCUUCAACGCCAGUCCCUAUGGCUCCAGCAAUGCCAGUGCACGGCAUGGUACUGGGUACCGCCAUCCCGUGCAGAAAUGGCCAGUUUCGUCGCUGUCCGGGAAGCAGCACAAACUGGUGUUUAUGCCCGAGUCUCCUGACAAGAAGUUUGUUCUUCUUGUGGGUGAUUCCCACCUUCGUGCCAUCGCCGACCGGCACGUGUCCAUGCCAGAGGGAAGGUUUUCCUUUGGCAUCAUGUCUACACCCGGGGGCGCUGCUCAUGAUUUGAGGGCUGAGCUUGUGCACGCUCACGUCCCUCGAACUCCUGAUGCAGUUUGUCUUCUGGCCCCAUCCAACAACCUCACACAUUCCAGGACCAUCUCAGAUGCUGGUGCCGACUUCACCGAGCUUCUGAAUGCUGCCUGCAAUCGGUGGUCCAACGUUGUAGUGGUGGAUUUCCCCCCCCGCUUCAACUGCGACCAGCAGUACCAAGAACUGCUGCGCCAGGAAUUCCACAGGGUUUGUGUCCGCUUGGGUGUGCGGUAUUUUCCAACGGCAUGUCACUUUCCGUUGGAGAACACAGACCUGUGGGCUAGAGAUGGCAUUCACCUGUCAGAACCUGAGGGCAUGAGCGUGCUAUCACAGCUGAUGUGGCAGGCUGUUUACGUUACACUUGACACAGUGCCACAACCCCCCGCUGUGAAAGCACCCCUCAGACCACUAGCACCAUGCAUCAAGCCAAAACUUGUUGUGAAGGGUGAGGACACUCCACCACGUCCUCCGGUGAACCCCUUCGUGUGGCGCACUGUUCAAAGGGGCAAAGAGGGGAACUCAUCAGGGGAGCCUGGCCGGUCCUCUGGUGUGCUUCCUCAGAGAAGGAAGGUACAGAAGCAGGUGGUGAAGGAGUGUACCAUCCCGCUAAACCCAGUCUGGUUUAGCUUUGCCCUGUUGGAUGAGAUGGACAAGCUUGUGCCAUCUCAUCUCCCUGGUACCGCGGUUCCAGAGGGCAAGCAGAAGGCCUUUGUGGAGCGCAGGAGGAGUGCUGCCUCCAAGAGGAGUCGGUCCGACCGGCAGGCGGAGGCAGUACCUAGCGUGGUAGAUUUGACAGCCAGGGUCACUUCUACCACGUUCAUGCGGGAGACGGCGGAGGCGGAGGAGGCGGUUCCGAGUGUUGUGGGAGCGUCCCCCGAGUCCCCUGUCCAGUCCCCUGACCAGGCUGCGCCGGUGGAGGGUCCUGACCACCCCCAUCGCACUCAAAGGCCCGUCAAAGGUCAGAGUGUUGCAGCUCCAGUUUGCAUGUGUUCUGAGCAGUUGCCCCCACCUUUAGUUUCAGGCAGUAGUUUUGUAGGUCAGUACUCUGACGUGAAUACCUUGCUCACUUGCAGUGCUGUGGCUGCAAUCAAACACACGAUUGCACCUGUGUGUACAUGGCGUCGAAGGGACAUAGACGAGGUCAGGUCAGAAGGGACUAAGUUGGUGGAGUUUCUGGUUGAGGAGAGUAAGAAGGUUCCAGCAGGAGAAAGGGAGUUGUGUACGCUUAUUGAGAAGCACACAGUCUUUGGCGGGAAGUGGAGCGUUGACAUUGGUAGGCCAGAGUACUUUGUAGUGAAGCCACCAGGGGAGGACACACUUGUGUCUGAGAAGCUGCAGGAUCUGUUGUUGAGGGAUGGCAUGUGUCUUUUUGGUGUUGAUGGUCUUGCUACUGCAGUGAUACAACACAAAGAUUACAUUGUUGUUGUUGACUGCAGCACACGUGAUGCCAGUGGUUCUGAUCCUAGCUGCAGCAGAUCUGUGGCUGUGUUCAACACAUGCCUGAACGACCUGAUGUUUCACAUCAGGGGUCUGCAGAAGUCUUUCAACGCACAGACGUAUGUUGUGCCAGCAUGUCUGUGAAGCCGCUUGAUGUUGGACUCGGUGUUGAGACUGUUUCAGAGGUUGCAGACAGUGAUGAUGACAUGCAAGUUGCAGGUGAGGUUCAGGAGAGCAGCUCAGUCAGGUCUGCAUGUCAUGUGAGAUCAGUGCAGGGAACUUUUCAUCAGGGAGAUGAUCAGUUUGAGUUUGGAGGAUUUCAGUGUAUGGCCAUAAGCCUCGUUGGAAUGGCGAAACAUACAACUGACAGUGUGUUUUCAUGGCAGUCCAAGACCUUGGAUGAUGUUGUCGUGUCAGGGGACAAGUUGUAUGCCUCUUUAAGGAAGAACAACUUGAUCAGUGAUAAAGUAUCACUCUUUCUUUGUGUUCCUGAUCUGCCCAAACAGCAUGUUAUUGAUGGGCAGAGCUUCAACUUUGAGUACGGUGACUUUGUAAGUGGACUGGUAGGUGUGGAUGAAGGUCCCACUAUUGAGCUAGGUGUACAUGUGAGCUUGAAAAGGGGAUUGACAGACAUGUUCACUCAAUAUGACACAUGUCUGUUGACAGUGCAGGGUAGCACUUGUGCUAUCGUUCAUCAGGGUGGACGGUAUGCAGUGGUUGAUUCCCAUGCUCGUAGUGUUGAGGGAAUGUUGCAUGGUAACGGGAAGAGUGUUGUUGUCUAUUUCAGUUGCAUUGAUCAUGUCUAUGAUCACAUAUGCAAGUUGUCACGCAUGUUGCCAGUAGGUCACAAGCAGUUUGAGAUAGCUGGUGUUCGUGUGUCUCUCCCAGGGUUAGUUGACGGUGAUAAGUCAUUAGGACAGUCAGUAACUGUAGAAACCAGAAAGAGCGUGUUUGGAAGCAGUGUCUCUGAGGAGUCCAGCGGUCAGCCAGAGGUCAGCUGUAGCAGCAGUGUGAGGGCAGAGAAGCGUAAGAGGUCAGCAGGAAGUUUUCUGUCAAAGAAGUUGAAAAGGAGUGAUGUAAUGGAAGUUGAUUCAGAUGUUGUGUUUGUUAGUGAUGUGGCUAGUAAAGGACUGCAGUUUAAUCCUCUUCUUAGGGAAGUUGCAGAAGCAUUGUGUAAACAGUUGAACUUGGAGUCAGAGAUAGUUGAUGCAGUAUCUUCAGAUGUUGGUCAGUUAGGAGCUCCGUGUAAGAAUGACAGUAUACAUGGUGAUGGAAAUUGUUUCUUUCGAGCAGUCAGUCAAGCUGUGAGUGGUACCCAGAAGAAUCAUAGGAAAGUUAGACUUGCAGUUGUGAAGCAGAUAGAAAGUAAUGUAGCAAAGUACAAGAGUCUUUUGAGGAGUGAGUUUUCUUCUGUGGCAGAGUACCUUAGGAAGUCAAAAAUGCAGUAUGUUGGCAGAUGGGCUACAGAGGUAGAGAUUCAAGCAGCAGCAGAUUGUUUAGGUGUCAGUAUAUUUACUUAUCAUCAGGGUCGCUGGCUUGAAUAUAGUUGUAGGAAUAGACAGUUUUCAAAUCAGGGAGUCUAUUUAGAACAUUGUAAUGACAAUCAUUAUGAGACUGUUGUUUGUGUUCAACAGCCUCAAAUUCAAAGUUGCUUUGGCUACUGCAGAGUGGAUGAGUCUUGUAGGACAGAUUACAAUAUAAGACAGCGUAAAGGGAAAGAUAGUGCUAGUUUGGGAGCUUCCAUUUCAGCUGCAGGUUUAGAUGUAGAGCAUGUAGAAGGUGAUGUCACAAAACAGCCUCAGCAUAGUACAUUAUCAAAGUUUUUGAAAAGGAAGAAAAAAUUUGAUGAGAAAAUGAAAUGCCAGGAAUUGUUGCAUGGUCAGAAAAGAAAAGACAGUAGAAAAAAUGAAAUACCAGGAAAAUGUGUUGCAUAGGGAGAAAGUAAAAAUAAUAAGUAUAGAAAGGAGUAAAACAAAAUACCAGACAGAUGUGACGCAUAAGGAGAAAAUUCAGAAAAUAAGUAAAAUAAAUUAUGAGGAUCUUUUGCAUAAAGAGGUAGUAAAGACAAGGAGUAAAGUCAAAUAUCUUGAGAAUGUUUUG
This is a messenger RNA of Notolabrus celidotus (New Zealand spotty), 4150 nucleotides long. RefSeq lists its product as uncharacterized. Lineage: Eukaryota; Metazoa; Chordata; Actinopteri; Labriformes; Labridae. The transcript has 14 exons. The record is from RefSeq and is a predicted model, not a curated record. Bases 245 to 2194 code for a protein of 649 amino acids.